Messenger RNA from Lactuca saligna, 1632 nucleotides. NCBI's taxonomy places the organism in Eukaryota, Viridiplantae, Streptophyta, Magnoliopsida, Asterales, Asteraceae. The record is from the annotation of a GenBank genome assembly.
UGAAAUAAUAGUAUAUACUAGGAAUAUAUUUUUUGUAGGUAAAAAAUAAAAUAAAAGAUAGAGUAUGAUUGGAAACGAAACACUAUUUACCUUGAAAGGAAAAAAUAAAUAUACGUUGGAGUAAAGGGCUAUACUAGCACCUAAAUCAAAAACAAUUUUUAACUCGAAGGGCUAUAGUUGUUUCGAGUGAACGGUUCUCAAAUCUCAACUCGCAACUGAUUGUUUGAUGAACGUGAGAAAAAAAAAUAUAUAUCCCUUGGCGUCUUUACGAAUUCUUCGAGUCGUUAAACAUUUACAACAGAUGCCAAUAUCGAAACAUUUUCAAGUCGUUAAAACCUCUGUAUUGAAAAACCCUAACCAAAACAUACAACAAUGGCUUCUAACGUACAUUCUCGGAAUGUAACCGCUGCCGGAACCUCCGAAACCGAGAUUCCCCUCAUUGCCACCGUAGAAACCGAGCGGACGGUGGGAGCGGAAGUAAAAGAGGAGAAGCCAGUAGCUGAUCAUCCAACGGUUACGGAGGUAGCUCCGGCUGCAGAAACGACGAUUCCUAAGAAGAAACGACCUGGAUACUGUGUGUUUCGGGUUAUAGUGCCUGUGCAUAAAGUUGAGAGUAUUAUAGGACGGAAUGGAGAUCUAAUCAAGAAGAUGUGCGAAGAGACUAAAGCUAAUAUUCGUAUACUGAAAGGCCCCGUUUCUGACCCUAACCGCAUUGUAGAAAUAUCUGGCAAGGAAGAUAUAGAGGCACCUUUAUCACCUGCAAUGGAUGCUGUGAUAAGAUUAUUUAAGCUUGUUAAUGGAUUCACAGAGAAUGAGAAUAAUGGUGUAUCCUCCAUUCCAUUUUGCUCAAUUCGACUAUUGUUAACUUCAAUGCAAGCCACGAGUUUGCUUGAGAAGCAAGGAUCUCUUUUAAAGAGAAUACAGGAGAACACGGGGGAGGUUAGAUUUGUAUCUCCACCCAAAGAUGAAGUAUCAAAAUUAUCCACCAAUUCAGAUGAUAGAGUUGUCAAUUUAAAGGGAGAAGGUCUCAAGGUUCUGGAAGCUUUAGAAGCUGUUCUCAAACACCUAUGCAUGUUUUUGCUUGAUCAUACCAUUCUUCCUCUCUAUGAGAAGACUUUAAGACCGAGCCAAGUAGUCUUAAACACGCGUUGCAGUAAGAAGCGCCGCCGAAUUGUUGCUGCUGAAGCACCACAGGCAGAAGGGACGGUGUGUAGCUCUUUGGUUAAAGUACCACCAGAGUUGCCUCAAGUACAACCCACAACUGCAUUUGUGACAGUAGAGACUAAAGCUGAGGUACCACCAGAAUUGCCUCAAGUACAACCUGCAACUGCAUCUGUGUCAAUAGAUACUAAAAGGAGGAUGUUGGUUUUUGAAGAAGAAAUAUUGGGAGUCUUGAAGAUGAUAGCCCAUAAGAUUAACAACAAACCAGAAUCACCUCCAAAACCAACAUUUGAAGAUUGUGAAAAGAAGUUGAAUGAGCUUGGGUGGGCGAAAGAUGAUCCGUUAUACCUAGUUGCACUCACGAUUUUUUGUGACAAAAAAGAGAAAUAUAGGGAAUGUUGGAUGAAAUUAAACCCGGAGAGGUGUGCUAAUUGGGUUAGAAUUAUUGGACGUAGUAAAAGAUUCACUUAA